Aspergillus calidoustus is the source of this 1770-nucleotide messenger RNA. The record is from the annotation of a GenBank genome assembly. Lineage: Eukaryota; Fungi; Ascomycota; Eurotiomycetes; Eurotiales; Aspergillaceae.
AUGCCCCGCACCUACGGUAAAUCCAAAGGCAAGGCGAAGCAAACACGGCUUGCCUUUGUACCAGCAGAGUUCGAUUCAGAAAUUAAAGAUGACAAAAGCAGUCGCAAAGCGAAUGUUCGCUACACUCACCCAUCAAUGUCCACUGUGCGCCGAGGCCGAUCAGCUGGCGAGCAAAGCUCAGCGCCCGCGCCGUUUGUGACAGUCGAGCCUUCGCCCGAGGAGUCGUCGCAUUCGGAUGUUGGGAAACGAUCUAAAAGGCGCCCGCGGAGUGAGAAACGAGGUUCAUCACAAAAAUCCACCUCGAACAAUGUAACUCCAUCUGCCCCUCCUUCUCCGCCAACGGCUACUCAGGAUUCCGAAAGCGAAUUGGACAUUGUACACAGCGCGCGCAAAACCACGAGGACAAGGGCAAUGAAGCGGAAGAGACCGGUGGAUUCCUCGGAGUCGGAAGAACAGCAGAAGUCGGAGGAAAGUGAUGUGGAUGAGAUCGUUUCUCGGCCUCGUCGGAAAUUGAGACGUGGCGGAGCACCUCAAGCUAUCGUGGUUGACGACGAUUCUUCGGAUGAAGAGAUUCGGAUUGUCGCUUCUAAAUCGCCCAGUGUUCCUCACACCCCACGCCGAGACUCGGCUCAGGACAGGAUUGACUUAGAGGAGGAUCUCGAGGAUUUACAGGACUCAGUCGUCAGAACCUCACGCACUCGCGGGAACAUCGCCAAUUCAGCUAGGGCUCAGAGACAACUACACCUUGAAGCGUUGCGACGCCGAAGAGCUGGGCAGAAAGAAGAGGACGAAGAUCAUCAGCUAUCACCACAACCAGAAGGGUCAGAGUCGGAAGAUAACGAGGAAGAGUUGGAAGAUGAGGAAGCGCCAGUCCGCCAGCCGGCCUUCCGAAGCUGGGCUGAUCAGAGCGAAGGCAGCGACGUCGAAUCUACGAUAGGAGCGAACGAUGACCUCGACCGUUACGAGGACGACUUUGUGUUGGAGGACGAAGACGACAAGCUUGGAGCUCCUACCGGUCUGGAGGAUAUACCAAUCGAGUUCUCUCGUCAUUCCUACAAACAGCUGAAGGAUUAUUUCCAGGAUGCCGUGGAAUGGAUGGUGCACAACCAACUCAACCCCGCUUUCCCUCGUUCAGAUCCUGUCUACAGGGUAGCCUUCGACAAGCUCGAACAAGAAGUCCGAGGGCGUACGGGUUCGCAGCUUGUAUCAUCUGUCUGGAGCACCGAUUUCCGCAGGGCACUGCUAGCACGGCCACAGCUCGAAGUUACAAAAUUCCCGACGGAAUUCCAGCACCCUUGUGACGCAUGCAACCGUUCCGGACACCCAGCGUCCUUUGACAUCAAGCUGUACGGGAAAGCAUACUCGCUCGAGAUGCUCGAGCCGUUAGCGGACGCAGAUGCAGACAGCGAUGAAGAGCAAUCAGGAAGCGAAGAAGACAGCGAUGGCAAAGAAAGAGACCGGGACGGCUACGUCUUACCAGACGAAGACAAACGAUUUUACCUCGGACGACACUGUAUGAAAAACGCAGAUAUGGCACAUACUCUAACUCACUGGCGCUUCCACCUCAACGAAUGGGUCGUCGAACACCUCCGGACAACGGGCUACAUGUCGGAAAGGAAGAUCAUCAAACGUUGUCACAUGAGCCAGAAGAAGAAGAACAAGCAUGCUGCCAAGGCCUUCGUCAAGAUGAUUGAAUCGGGAGAGGUCAAGAAGUUGUGGCGCGAUUUCCAUAUCAAUUUGAGGACUGCGAGGGAGUCAACGACACUCUGA